CGCAAAUAUCGCGAGAGGGUUUGUUUUGUUCGCGCUGACAGUGCAGUGAAACAAGUUUCAUCCCUGAUGAUCAGCAAAUUCAAAACAUUCCUGGACUAAUGCUGUGUGGGAGUGAAUCAGCAACAUUUUAAAACAUGGGUUAGAAUCUUUAGGCCAUCACAAUUCAUGUUCAGUGCUAAAUGUCAUCCAGACUUUAUUUAUGGGUCUAUCAGGUGAAUUAGUUCAGAAAUGACUUCAUACUUUGAUGAACAUGACUGUGAACCAACAAAUCCCGAAGAACAGUACCGACAGAAUGCCCUGCUGGAACUUGCAAGGUCUCUAAUGCAGGGCCUAGACAUAGACUCGGGUUCAUUUGAUUUGUCGGACUGGGACCAGCGACUCCCCCCUCCUGCAGCAAAGACUGUGGUUCAGAGUCUUCCUGUGGUCAUUAUCUCCCCUGAACAAGCAGAUAAAGGACUGAAGUGUCCGGUGUGUUUAUUGGAGUUUGAGGAGCAAGAGACAGUAAGAGAGAUGCCAUGUAAGCAUAUGUUUCACACGGGGUGUAUCCUGCCAUGGCUCAGUAAGACCAAUUCCUGUCCAUUGUGUCGACUUGAAUUACCCACUGACAAUCCAGACUAUGAGGAGUUUAAAAAAGAUAAGGAACGGAGAAGACAAAGAGAACACAGGCUAGAAGAUCUACAUGGAGCCAUGUAUACAUGACCUCUGAGGACUGAAUAUGAAUGACACUCAGUUUGUUAAAAGUGAGUUAAAUGUGCAGGGACCAGACUUUGAAAUCAUUGAGUGUGCUCGUACUUGAAGAAACAGCCAUGUUUUAAAUGUUUUUUUUUUGUAUCGCUAUGCACCGAAAACUGUUUGUAUGAAAUAUGUCACUAGCAACGUAGCUUCAUAGAUGCCUCUUCACUUUUAUUAAAUGUUUUAUUGAUCAUAGUAAGGAGUUUAAAUGUUGUAGUGUGAAAUGACAUCGAUUUGAUCCAUAAUUUAGUAUCAAUAUGUUUUGCUUUCUGAAAGCAAUUUCUGUAGUGCUGAGAAACCUUUUAUCGGUGUCAUAGGUUCCGACGUGGCUUCCCAGACAGUAUUUAGCUUAAGCCGGACAAGACCUUAAGUUUAAUUAGAAAAAAAUAAUUAGUUUCAACAAACAUGCCUUACUAAAAACAUUACUUGUGUGCAUUUUGAGGCAAAACAAAGGACACUGAUGUAUUUUAACAUGUCAGUGCAAGUUGUUUUCAGUUUGGACAGCUCUUACAUUUAUUUUAGUCUAGGACUAGUCUAAUCCCUGUUCGGGAAACCGCCCCAAAGUGCCCUAUUUAAUAUUAUAAUUGUGACUCA
This is a messenger RNA of Paramisgurnus dabryanus, 1326 nucleotides long. RefSeq names its product ring finger protein 181 (gene rnf181). The record is from RefSeq and is a predicted model, not a curated record. Gene Ontology annotation, biological process: protein ubiquitination. Lineage: Eukaryota; Metazoa; Chordata; Actinopteri; Cypriniformes; Cobitidae. Gene Ontology annotation, molecular function: ubiquitin protein ligase activity. Gene Ontology annotation, cellular component: cytoplasm.